GAGCCUACCUUAUCUGGCUUCUUCGAAAUUCGCCCAACUACCUGGUAUCGAUUUGCUUCGUUCGCAACGAAAUUCGAAAUCUUUGUCAAUCAUACACUCUCAAAAUAUCCAACAUUGGAACGUCGCCCACAAAUUUGUCCUUCGACAAAAGUAUAAUUGGAAACUCUCAAGAGUCAAUUAUUUACGUCCUUACUCCCAGCCUUAACUCCUCGACUUCUACACAGCCAUGGCGGACCAAAUUCAAGAGUUUAUGGAGAUUCCAAGAGACUUCAUCAAGGAUGGUACUCAAUUUGUCAACAAAUGCACAAAGCCUGAUCGUCGCGAGUUCCUCAACAUCGCUCGAGCUGUAGCUAUGGGAUUUCUUAUUAUGGGAGCCGUUGGAUACAUCGUAAAAUUGAUCCAUAUACCACUCAACAACAUAUUGGUCGGUGGCGCGUAGUUGGGGGUGGACAAUGGACGAUGAUUCUGCACUACGGUGACUUGGUCGUUCGUGGGAAGGAGGGGGCAUUGGACCCGAAUCGAACGAGGGCGAGAUGGACGAGAUGUUGGCGUAUAAAUGGAUGGAGUUUUCGCAAAAUCUAAGGAUGUAUUAUAUUUGGCCACCCUGGUGGCAGUUACUGUUCCUGGCAUUGCUUACGUCUGGAACAAUUGGUCCUGCAUUUCCAAAGUUGCACGAGACUAUAUCAAAUAAUAUCCGGGACGUUUUCA
Molecule: messenger RNA, 708 nt
Organism: Botrytis cinerea B05.10
Lineage: Eukaryota; Fungi; Ascomycota; Leotiomycetes; Helotiales; Sclerotiniaceae
Gene: Bcsss1
Product: Bcsss1
Exons: 2
Coding region: 227-439 (70 amino acids)
Biological process (GO): post-translational protein targeting to membrane, translocation; protein targeting
Cellular component (GO): membrane; Ssh1 translocon complex
Molecular function (GO): transmembrane protein transporter activity
Source: RefSeq, a predicted model, not a curated record